Juglans regia (Persian walnut) is the source of this 1604-nucleotide messenger RNA. RefSeq names its product pectin acetylesterase 12. Gene Ontology annotation, biological process: cell wall organization. Lineage: Eukaryota; Viridiplantae; Streptophyta; Magnoliopsida; Fagales; Juglandaceae. Gene Ontology annotation, molecular function: pectin acetylesterase activity. The coding region runs from base 119 to 1405 and encodes 428 amino acids. The transcript has 12 exons. The record is from RefSeq and is a predicted model, not a curated record. Gene Ontology annotation, cellular component: plant-type cell wall.
AUAUCACUUUGUUUCCGCUCUACUUAACGUGGGAAAUGUGUAGUGCAGAAUGACCAAGUGAGGAGAGUGAGUUGGAGAAAACCAAUUCUAAGAAAAAGGAAGGGGAAGAAGACGAAGAAUGAGGGUGGUUCUGACCGUGCUGGGUUAUGCUUUUUGUGUUGCUGGGUUCGUCCUGAGCGGAUCUGAACCUGGUUAUUUUGAGGAAUUCAAUGCCAGGGAGUUGGACAUAGAGAAAGAGAAAGAGGGUCUGCUUUCUUUCUUGGAGAAUCAUGCGGCAGCAGAAUCACCCUCCUCGCCAAAUCCCCCCAUGGUCCCCCUAACUCUUAUUCAGGGAGCUGCUUCUAAAGCAGCUGUUUGCUUGGAUGGGAGCCUGCCCGGUUAUCAUCUGCAUCGUGGUUACGGAUCUGGUGAAAACAGUUGGCUCAUUCAAUUAGAGGGAGGGGGAUGGUGUUAUACAAGAAGAAGCUGUGUUUACCGCAAAAAUACUCGCCGUGGUUCAUCGAAUUUUAUGGAAAAAGAAAUACCAUUCACGGGAAUAUUGAGCAAUAAAGCUGAAGAAAAUCCUGAUUUUUUCAACUGGAACAGAGUCAAGUUACGAUAUUGUGAUGGGGCAUCUUUCAGUGGGAAUGGUCAGGAUGAGGCUGCUCAACUCAAUUUUCGAGGACAGCAGAUUUGGUUAGCUGCUAUGGAAGAUUUAAUGUCCAAAGGAAUGAAGAAUGCUAACCAGGCUCUUCUUUCCGGAUGCUCUGCUGGGGGUCUAGCAUCCAUACUACACUGUGAUGAGUUUCGAGACUUGUUUCCAGGAACUACGAAAGUGAAAUGUCUAAGUGAUGCUGGAUUGUUCCUCGAUGCAGUUGAUGUGUCUGGAGGCCGCACUUUAAGGAAUAUGUUUGGAGGUGUGGUUAACUUACAGGAAGUUGAAAAGAAUCUGCCAAUGACUUGCAUCAACCACCUGGAUCCAACUUCGUGCUUCUUUCCUCAGAAUUUGAUUGCAAAUGUUAAGACACCAUUGUUUAUUCUUAAUGCAGCCUAUGAUUCAUGGCAGCUCCAAGCUAGCUUAGCUCCACGAUCGGCUGAUCCUCGUGGCCAUUGGAAUGACUGCAAAUUAAACCAUGCGCUUUGUAAUUCAUCACAGAUCCAGUUUCUCCAAGACUUUAGAAAUCAAAUGCUCGAUGCCAUUAGAGAUUUCUCGAGGUCCAGUCAAAAUGGAUUAUUCCUAAAUUCCUGUUUUGCCCAUUGCCAGUCUGAGAGGCAGGACACAUGGUUCGCUGAUGAUUCUCCUCUAAUCGCAAAUAAGGGGAUUGCAGAGUCUGUUGGAGACUGGUAUUUCGAUCGAGAGGAUGUGAAAGCUAUUGACUGUGCAUACCCCUGUGAUAACACCUGCCACAAUCUAGUUUUCAAGUGACUGCCAAAUUAGUUGAUUUCUGCUUGUAUGGCCUCCUUAUUUGUCCUGCUUUCCAUUGCCAAUUGUAAAAUUGCAACAUUUAUCGAUUCAAGUAACAAAGUCAUGCCUUGCUGAAGAGUGCAAAAACUAUAAGAGCUACUACAUUCUUGCUUAUGGUUUUUGGCAUACAUAUAUGAAUGAGAAUGUUGUUUAAGCAUAA